Molecule: messenger RNA, 2338 nt
Organism: Populus trichocarpa (black cottonwood)
Lineage: Eukaryota; Viridiplantae; Streptophyta; Magnoliopsida; Malpighiales; Salicaceae
Product: protein CYPRO4
Exons: 2
Coding region: 146-2083 (645 amino acids)
Cellular component (GO): cytoplasm; nucleus
Molecular function (GO): protein binding
Source: RefSeq, a predicted model, not a curated record
GCCAAACUUAAAAGAGUUCCAAUUUCAAAAUUUGAGCUUGGCGCUCUUCAUUUUACCAAUCCCUCUAUUUCAAAAAAUAAAAAACCCUAAAACUCUCAUUUCUCUCUGUUUCGGGGAAAAAAGAAGGAAAAAAAUAGCAGCAAAAAUGGGGGGUUCUCAUAGCCGUGAAGAUCUAGAGCUCUCAGACUCGGACGCAGAGUCCCAACAAGAAGAAGAAGAUAGCUACCAAGAUGUCAGCACUGAAACCCCAGAAAAAUCAUCCUCCGCCGGAAGAAACAGACCCAAAACUCCAUCUUCUUUUGAUGAAGUUGAAUCCAAGCUUAAAGCCUUAAAACUCAAAUACCCUUCAACAACAACCCAAACCCAGCAAAGCCCUAACCCUAAUUUUAAAAAUGGUGUCAAACUUUACCUUCAUAUCGGCGGUAACACCCCAAAAGCCAAAUGGGUUACUUCAGAGAAGUUGACUACUUAUUCUUUCAUCAAGACCUCAAAAAUUAAUGGUCAAAAUGAAGAAGAGGAGGAGGAGGAGUCAGAAUCUGAAGAAGUUGCUUGGUGGGUUUUGAAGGUUAGUACUAAAAUUAGGGCGAAAGUCGCUGUUGAGAUGCAAUUAAAGACAUUUAAGGAACAGCGCCGCGUUGAUUUUGUUGCUGAAGGUGUAUGGGCUAUGAAGUUUUUUAGCGAUGAGGAUUAUAAGCUUUUUAAUAGUAAGUAUCAGGAUUGUUUGUUUGAGAAUACUUUUGGGUAUGAGUCGAAUGAAGCAAACAAGGUUAAAGUUUAUGGGAAGGAUUUUGUUGGGUGGGCGGACCCGGGAAAGGCAGAUGAUUCUAUGUGGGAGGAUGCAGAGGAUGAGUUCUUGAAAAGCCCUGGAUCUGCGACUCCUGCGAGUGGAAAUCAGGAUUUGAGAGAGGAAUUUGAGGAGGCGGCCAAUGGAGGGAUACAGAGCUUGGCAUUGGGUGCGUUGGAUAAUAGUUUCUUGGUGGGUGAUUCAGGGAUUCAGGUUGUUAAGAAUUUUAGCCAUGGGAUUCAUGGGAAAGGUGUUUAUGUCAAUUUUGGAAGUGGGAAUCAUAGUAGUGGUUCGAAUUUGGUACAUUCAACCCCUAAAAAGGCGCUUCUUAUGCGGGCUGAGACUAAUAUGUUGCUUAUGAGUCCGAUGAACGAAGGGAAAUUGCAUUCUACUGGUUUGCAUCAGCUUGAUAUUGAGACUGGGAAGAUUAUUACUGAGUGGAAGUUUGAAAAGGAUGGAACUGAUAUUACCAUGAGGGAUAUUGCAAAUGAUAGCAAGGGAGCACAAUUGGAUCCGUCAGGAUCGACAUUUUUGGGGUUGGAUGACAAUAGGCUUUGCAGGUGGGAUAUGCGUGACCGGCAUGGGAUCGUUCAAAAUCUUGCUUCAGCUAAUACUCCUGUCCUGAAUUGGACUCAAGGGCAUCAGUUUUCAAGAGGGACUAACUUUCAGUGCUUUGCUAGCACUGGUGAUGGAUCAAUUGUUGUUGGGUCUCUUGAUGGGAAGAUUCGAUUGUAUUCAACCAAUUCUAUGAGGCAGGCAAAAACAGCUUUUCCUGGCCUGGGAUCACCUAUUACUCAUGUUGAUGUUACCUUUGAUGGGAAGUGGAUAUUGGGCACCACCGAUACUUAUUUGAUCCUUAUCUGCUCUCUUUUCACAGACAAGGAUGGUAAGACAAAGACUGGUUUUAAUGGUCGUAUGGGUAAUAGGAUUGCAGCUCCAAGAUUGUUGAAGCUGACUCCUUUGGAUUCACAUCUAGCUGGCGUUAAUAAGAAGUUCCAAAAGGCUCAGUUCUCUUGGGUCACAGAGAAUGGGAAGCAGGAGCGGCAUUUGGUUGCAACAGUAGGCAAAUUUAGUGUGAUUUGGAACUUCCAGCAGGUAAAGAAUGGCUCCCAUGAGUGCUAUCGUAAUCAAGAGGGCUUGAAGAGCUGCUACUGCUACAAGAUAGUCCUCAAGGAUGACUCCAUUGUUGAUAGCCGUUUCAUGCAUGACAAGUUUGCAGUCAGCGAUUCUCCUGAGGCUCCACUGGUGAUUGCAACCCCCAUGAAAGUCAGCUCCUUCAGCAUAUCGAGCAGGCGCUGAUCGCUGAAUUAUUUCUCUUUAGUUGAUCACUUUCUCAGUGUCGCAAAUGCUUUUCUAAAACUUCUGUACUGUAUUUUUCGUUGCUGUUUAAGUAGGGUAUGUUUGGAUUAAUCUUCCAGGAAGACUGAUGUCUGAUUUUACUGUAUUUGGAGUUUUGCAACACUUUGCUAGUAAUUUGAUGUCUCCUCGCAUCUUAUUGUUGUAUUUCCUCGUUGAAUACGAAUCUCCUGUCUUCAGCAGGAUGAAGUACUAUCA